UUUACUAUUCGCUCCCCCUCAAACGUACACAGAGGCUGGCUGGUUGACAAAAGCUCUAAAACCCCGUCGCCGGAUUCAGGUGUAUUGUGAUUGCAUAAAGUGAUAUAAUUGUGAUUGAUUGUUAUAAUGGAAGAAGAAGAUGAAGAGAAACUUGAAAAUGUAGAAAUUUCUGGAAGUGAUUUGGAUCUUCUAGAUUUAAGUGUGGAAGGAUCUGAUGUAGGACGUGCUGACAUGGUUAGGGCGGAUGAUGUAGGUUUGGAAAGUGGAUUUGCAGAUGAUGGUAUGUUUGAGCAGGUGUCGUUGGAUAAAGAGAAGAAUGUUGGGGAGUCCGAGAGUGGUGAUGUUCGGGAUUCAGAUAUUGGUAACGAGGAGACGGUUGAGUUUUCGGGUAAAGAGGGUACGGUGGAGUCUGAUACUUCAACUGGUAUUGCUAAAGUACAACUGGAUGGUAAUGUAUCGAGCAUUGGAUCAGUGGGGCAGUCGUCUUAUCUGUCUGAGGAAUCGUCUGCUCGGACCAGUUAUGAUUCUCCUUUGUAUCCAUAUGGGAAUGAGAGACAUUUGCCACUUGGUUCACCCCCAAAGCCUAAGCCAAAACCCAUGCCGAAUGUUUCGCCCGAGCUUUUGCAUUUGGUGGAUUCUGUUAUCAUGGGUAAGUCAGAAAGCAUGGAAAGGCUGAAAAAAAUUGUAAGCGGUGUAGAAAGCUUUGGUGAUGGAGAUGAAGCAGAGAGCAUUGCGUUAUUGGUGGUUGAUUCACUUCUUGCCACGAUGGGUGGUGUUGAAUCUUUCGAGGAAGAGGAGGAUAAUAAUCCGCCUAGUGUGAUGUUGAACUCCAGGGCUGCUGUAGUAUCAGGUGAGCUUAUUCCAUGGCUGCCUUGGCAGGCAGACAGUGUGCAUUUCAUGUCCCCUAGAACACGGAUGGUACGUGGAUUGCUUGCUAUUUUGCGAGCAUGUACAAGGAACAGAGCUAUGUGUUGUUCAUCAGGUUUGUUAGCAGUUCUUUUGCAAUCAGCUGAGAAGAUUUUUCUCGAUGAUACCGAUUCAAUGGAACAAUUGCAGUGGGAUGGAACUCCUUUGUGCUCUUGCAUCCAAUACUUAGCUGGACAUUCUCUUAGUGUAACAGAUUUAAAUAAGUGGUUUUCCACGAUUACAAGAACAAUCAACACUUCAUGGGCAUCUCGUUUAAUGCUUUCUUUGGAGAAGGCUAUGGGCAGCAAGGAGUCAAGGGGUCCUAUGUCCUCAUUUGAAUUCGAUGGUGAAAGCUCUGGUUUGCUUGGUCCAGGAGAGAGCCGUUGGCCCUUCCCUAAUGGGUAUGCAUUUGCAACAUGGAUAUAUAUCGAAUCAUUUGCAGACACUUUAAACACAGCCACUGCCGCCGCAGCAAUUGCUGCCGCCGCCGCCGCAAAAUCAGGAAAGUCUUCAGCUGUUUCUGCUGCUGCUGCAGCAAGUGCACUAGCAGGUGAAGGCAUGGCACACAUGCCACGACUUUUCAGCUUCUUAUCUGCUGAUAAUCAGGGUAUGGAGGCAUAUUUUCAUGCUCAAUUUUUGGUGGUUGAAAGUGGUAGUGGAAAGGGAAGGAAGGCUUCUUUGCAUUUUACCCAUGCAUUUAAGCCACAAUGUUGGUAUUUUAUUGGUCUCGAGCAUAUUUCAAAACAAGGGCUUCUUGGCAAGGCAGAGAGCGAAUUGAGAUUGUAUAUUGAUGGAACCUUGUAUGAAAGCCGUCCUUUUGAAUUCCCUCGAAUCUCCAAACCACUUUCAUUUUGCUGCAUUGGAACAAACCCACCUCCAACAAUGGCCGGUUUACAGCGACGCCGUCGCCAAUGCCCCUUGUUUGCGGAGAUGGGACCUGUAUAUAUCUUUAAAGAACCAAUUGGGCCUGAGAGGAUGUCUCAGUUGGCUUCUAGAGGAGGAGAUGCACUUCCUUCAUUUGGUAAUGCAGCAGGGUCAUCAUGGUUAGCGACAUUUGCUCAUGUGCAAAAUGUUUCAGAAGAAAGUGCACAUUUAGAUGCCGAAAUUGCUGGAUCCCUUCACCUUCUAUAUCAUCCUAGCUUACUAAGUGGUCGUUUCUGCCCAGAUGCUUCCCCUUCUGGCGCUGCAGGAAUGAUUAGACGACCUGCUGAGGUUCUUGGGCAAGUAUAUGUAGCUACAAGGAUGCGGCCUGCAGAAGCUUUGUGGGCUUUGGCAUAUGGGGGACCUAUGUCUUUACUUCCAUUUGUAGUAAGCAAGGUCAAUACUGAUAGCUUGGAACUGGAAAAGGGUGAUCUUAAUUUGUUAGUGGCCACCACGGCUCUUGCUGCCCCAAUAUUUAGGAUUAUAUCACUUGCAAUCCAACACCCUGGUAACAAUAAUGAGUUGUGCCGUACCAGAGGGCCUGAAGUUUUGUCAAUAAUUUUAAGCUAUCUGCUACAAACUUUAUCUUCACUUGAUAUUGCCAAGCAUGGAGUGGCACAUGAAGAAAUUGUUGCAGCAAUUGUUUCAUUAUGCCAAUCCCAGAAGAAUAAUUAUUCACUUAAAGUGCAGCUUUUCAGUACACUGUUGCUGGAUCUAAAAAUUUGGAGCCUAUGCAGCUACGGGCUACAGAAGAAAUUAUUAUCAUCCCUGGCCGAUAUGGUUUUCACGGAGUCAUCUGUUAUGCGUGAUGCAAAAGCCAUUCAGACUCUUCUAGAUGGCUGCAGGAGAUGCUAUUGGAUUGUCCGUGAGAAAGAUUCAGUGAAUACAUUUUCUCUUAAUGGAUCCACGCGUCCACUUGGAGAAGUGAAUGCCUUAGUUGAUGAGCUUCUAGUGCUUAUUGAACUUCUUGUGGUGGCAGCUUCUCCUUCCAUGGCGGUGAAUGAUAUCCGUUGCUUACUUGGCUUCUUGGUUGAUUCUCCACAACCAAAUCAGGUAGCAAGGGCAUUGCACUUGGUAUAUAGGUUGGUGGUACAACCAAAUACUUCUAGAGCUCAAACGUUUUCGGAGGCAUUCAUAUCAUGUGGUGGCAUAGAAACACUUCUUGUCCUAUUGCAGCGGGAAGCAAAAGCUGGAGAUUAUGACAUAUCAAACACUCUGGUUAAUAAUGAUAACGCGGUAACAUCCCCAGGAUCUAACUCCAACGUUGGUGAUCGAUUGGAAAAUAGUAACCACGACGAUGUAUCCUUGGAUAGAGAUGAAUCGUCAUUUAAUGUAUCUCAGACUCGUACUAGUGUCACUACUAUUAGAAGCAGUACAUCGAUCUCUGAGAGUCAAUUGAAGAAGAUUUUAGGCGGUAUAAAUUUUUCUAUCAGUCCUGACAAUGCAAGGAAUAGUGUUUACAAUAUUGACAAAAGUGAUGGUGUUGUUGUUGCAAUAAUUGGUCUAUUUGGUGCUUUAGUCAACUCUGGGCAUCUCAAGCCCGGAUCUCCCACUGCUUCAGAUUUGACACGCAACAUUCAUGGUCUGCUUGAGGGAGGGGGUAGUAUGUUUGAAGAUAAAGUCUCACUUCUACGGUACGCUUUGCAAAGGGCUUUUCAGGCAGCACCAAACAGGCUUAUGACUAGCAAUACCUACAUAGCUUUAUUGGGGGCCUCGUUAAAUGCAUCAACGACAGACGAAGGACUAAACUUCUAUGACUCACAACAUCGCUUUGAGCAUUCACAGCUACUGUUGGUUCUUUUGAGUUCACUUCCUCAUGCACCCAAGAGUUUUCAAUGCCGAGCACUACAGGAUCUUUUGAUUUUAGCUUGUAGUCAUGCUGAAAAUAGAGGCAGGCUCACUAAGAUGGAUGAAUGGCCCGAAUGGAUAUUGGAAAUUCUUAUUUCUAAUUACGAGACGUGUGGAAAGAACACUACAAUGUCUUCAAGUUUCAGAGAUGUUGAAGAUCUUAUACACAGCUUUCUCAUUAUCAUUUUAGAGCAUUCGAUGCGUCAGAAGGAUGGAUGGAAGGAUAUUGAAGCUACAAUUCAUUGUGCAGAAUGGCUUUCGAUGGUUGGCGGUUCUAGCACAGGAGAGCAACGGAAAAGGCGUGAAGAAUCAUUACCUGUUUUUAAGAGAAGGCUUCUAUGUGCGUUGCUCGACUUCGCUGCUAGGGAGCUGCAGGUUCAGACUCAAGUUAUUGCUGCAGCAGCCGCUGGCGUGGCUGCUUACGGGUUAUCACCAGAGGUUUCUAAGGCGGAGGCAGAGAAUUCUGCACAACUUUCGGUGGCUUUGGUAGAGAAUGCAAUCGUGGUGUUAAUGCUUGUUGAAGAUCAUUUACGCUUGCAAAGCAAACUUUUUAGUUUUUCGCUUGUCCAAGCUGGCUUUGAUUCUUCUGCCUCAUCUGUGGUUCGUGUUGGUAGCAGCACAAAUCUCUCCAAAUUACCAGAACCAUUGGAGGCGCGGUCUUCAUCAACUGACUCUAGAAGUCUCCCCCUUGAUGUGCUUGCUUCCAUGGCUGACACUAAGGGGGAAGUUUCGGCAACAGUGAUGGAGCGGCUUUCAGCUGCUGCAGCAGCUGAACCCUAUGACUCUGUUUCUUGUGCUUUUGUUUCAUAUGGCAGCUGUGCUGUAGAUUUAGCUGAAGGUUGGAAAUAUAGAAGUAGAUUAUGGUAUGGAGUUGGUCUUCCUUCAAAAGCAUCGGACUUUGGUGGUGGUGGCAGUGGCUGGGACACCUGGAAUUCUUCUUUGGAGAAAGAUUCAAAUGGUAAUUGGAUUGAACUCCCUUUAAUAAAUAAGUGCGUUGCCAUGCUACAAGCUUUACUAUUGGACGAGUCUGGACUUGGUGGUGGUCUUGGUAUUGGUGGGGGUUCUGGUACAGGGAUGGGUGGUAUGGCGGCGCUCUAUCAAUUGCUAGACAGCGAUCAACCUUUCUUAUGCAUGCUUCGGAUGAUACUUGUUUCUAUGAGGGAAGAAGAUGACGGUGAAAAUAAUAUGCUUACAAGGAGUGUUAGUGUUUUAGAUGGGUCAUUUGAAGGAUCAAGUAAACAAGAUGGCAUUGUUCCGUCUUCUUUAGAAAACAGUCCCCGGUCGUCAAUGAGGCAGCACCGCUCGGCAUUAUUGUGGAGUGUGCUUUCUCCCCUCUUGAACAUGCCAAUUUCAGAGUCCAAGCGACAGAGAGUAUUGGUUGCAUCAUCUGUUUUAUAUUCAGAGGUGUGGCAUGCGGUUAACCGUGACAGAGUCCCUCUCCGAAAACAGUAUCUAGAAGCUAUUUUGCCGCCGUUUGUUUCUCUUUUACGAAGAUGGCGGCCUUAUUUAGCUGGCGUCCAUGAGCUUGUUGCCACUGAUGGAAUGAAUCCUCUUGCCGUUGAUGACCCGGCUCUGGCUGCUGAUGCACUGCCUAUAGAGGGUGCUCUUGCUAUGAUUACGCCUGGUUGGGCUGCUGCUUUUGCAUCUCCACCUGCUGCAAUGGCAUUGGCAAUGAUUGCUGCAGGUGCUGGUGGAGGGGAAGCUGCUGCUCCUGCAACAACCAUGCAUCUAAAGCGUGACUCUUCCUCACUUGAUCGAAAGCCAAAGCUUCAUUCCUUUUCUAGUUUUAAAGAACCUAAUGAUGCAUCUAGCAAAUCAACAACUGUAAAAGACAAAGCUUCUGCAAAAGCAGCUGCACUGGCUGCUGCUCGUGAUCUUGAACGUAAUGCAAAAGUUGGUUCUGGAAGAGGUCUGAGUGCUGUGGCAAUGGCUACAGCUGCACAAAGACGGAGUAGAAGUGAUAUGGGCCGUGUAAAGAGAUGGAAUGUUUCUGAAGCAAUGGGAACUGCUUGGACAGAAUGUUUGCCUGCGGCUGACAAUAAACCAGUUUAUAAAAAAGAUAUCAAUGCUCUAUCAUAUAAGUUCAUUGCUGUUUUGGUUGGAAGUUUAGCUUUAGCCAGAAACAUGCAAAGAUCAGAGGUAGAUAGACGUGCUCAAGUCGAUUCCAUUGGUCGACAUCGUGCAUGCACUGGCAUACGUGCGUGGCGCAAACUCAUCCAUUACUUGAUAGAGACGAAAUGUCUCUUUGGACCAAUCAGCGAAGAUCUAUACAAUCCUGAACGAAUAUUCUGGAAGCUAGAUCACAUGGAAAGUUCUACAAGGAUGCGGAGAUGUUUGAGAAGGAACUUUGAGGGAUCAAAUCAUAUUGGUGCUGCUGCAGAUUAUGAAGAUCCUGUGGAACUGAAACAUGGUAACGAGAAUGUGGCCAGCCCUUCUAAGGCCUCUAUUUUGCCUACAGAAGCUAUCUCAUUGGAUGUAAUGAACGAGGAUGACGAACAAGAUGAAAUUGUUAAUGUGGAGAGAAAAUCGGAUGUGGAGCAUACAGAUGAUAUUCAAAUAAGGCAAUCUGGGACUGCAAAGCAGCCAUUGCAACUACCAAGUUCUACUGUAGCUCAAGUUGGGAAUGGUGAAGAUUUUGUAAGUUCAUCUGUAGUUGGACCCGGCUAUAUUCCCAGUGAAGACGAUGAAAGAGUUAUUCUUGAGGUCUCCGCAUCAAUGAUCCGACCAUUAAAGGUUUGGCAAGGAACAUUUCAGAUAACAACAAGAAGAAUUAAUUUUCUUCUUAAUAAAUCUGAGGGCACUAAGUCAGAAGAUGGAUUGGAUUAUAUAACUGAAAGUAAAGUUGAAGAUAAGGACAGGAGUUGGUUAAUAUCUUCUCUCCAUCAAGUAUAUAGCAGAAGAUAUCUUCUCAGACGAAGUUCUCUGGAAUUAUUUAUGGUUGAUCGGUCAAAUUUCUUCUUUGACUUUGGGACUACCGAGGGGAGGAGGAGCGCAUAUAAAGCCAUUGUUCAAGCACACCCUUCUCAUUUGAACAAUAUAUACUUGGCGACUCAGAGACCGGAACAACUCCUCAAAAGGACUCAACUUAUGGAACGUUGGGCACGCUGGGAGAUCAGCAACUUUGAAUAUCUCAUGCAGCUUAACACACUGGCUGGUCGUAGCUAUAAUGACAUCACUCAGUACCCUGUUUUCCCAUGGAUUCUUGCAGAUUACAAGUCAAAGAAUUUGGAUCUUACAGAUCCUGCAUCUUACCGGGACCUAUCAAAGCCUGUCGGAGCACUAAAUGUUGAUCGGUUGGAAAAGUUUCAGGAGAGAUACUCUAGCUUUAAUGAUACUGUCAUACCCAAGUUUCAUUAUGGUUCACAUUACUCAAGUGCAGGAACAGUACUGUAUUAUCUCAUGCGGGUGGAACCAUUUACUUCUUUAUCAAUUCAAUUGCAAGGUGGCAAGUUUGACCAUGCAGACAGAAUGUUUUCAGAUAUUUCUGCUACUUGGAAUGGUGUUUUGGAGGACAUGAGUGAUGUGAAGGAACUGGUUCCUGAGCUGUUUUACCUCCCUGAGAUAUUGUUGAAUGAGAAUUCGAUUGAUUUUGGCACCACACAACUUGGGGAUAAACUAGAUUGUGUUAAACUUCCUCCUUGGGCUGAAAACCCUGUCGAUUUUGUGCAUAAGCAUCGAAUGGCUCUUGAAAGUGAGCAUGUUUCUGCACAUUUGCAUGAAUGGAUAGAUCUCAUAUUUGGGUGUAAGCAACGGGGAAAAGAAGCUAUUACAGCAAACAAUGUGUUUUUUUACAUCACUUAUGAAGGCACUGUAGACAUAGACAAAAUUGUGGAUCCGGUUCAACAAAGGGCUAUGCAAGAUCAAAUUGCUUACUUUGGACAAACCCCGUCACAACUUUUAACUACCCCCCACAUGAAGAAGAUGCCCCUUUCAGAUGUUCUUCAUAUGCAGACCAUCUUUCGAAAUCCCAAAGAAGUUAAACCCUACAGUGUUUCAUCGCCGGAGCGUUGCAAUCUGCCUGCUUCUGCCAUUCGAGUAUCUUCUGAUUCUCUUGUAAUAGUCGAUAUGAAUGCUCCAGCAGCACAUAUAGCACAACACAAAUGGCAACCAAAUACACCCGAUGGCCAAGGAGCACCAUUCCUACUGCAACAUGCAAAGGCUACAACAAGCUCCAGUGGUGGAAGUUUCAUGCGAAUGUUCAAAGGACCAUCAUCAGGGUCUGACUCAGAAGAAUGGCAAUAUCCCCAGGCUCUUGCCUAUCCUGCACAAGGACUUAAGAGCUCUUCAAUUGUCUCGAUCACAUAUGAAAAUGAGAUUAUUACGGGUGGACAUGUGGACAACAGUGUCCGGCUCAUAUCAGCAGAUGGGGCAAAAACUUUGGAGAUAGCCCGAGGUCAUUCCGCACCAGUAACAUGUAUGUCCCUAUCACCAGACAGCAAUUAUCUAGUGACUGGUUCCCGGGAUACGAUGGUACUAGUCUGGAGAAUACACCAAUCGGGAACUCCUCAAAGAAGCAGCAUAUCAGAACCUCCUUCUACCUCUGGAAAACAAACUUCAGCAAAAACUAAUAGUGUAAAUACUUUACCGAAUAAAAACAGGAAACGACGAAUCGAGGGUCCCAUACAGGUUAUCAGGGGACAUUUUGGGGAAGUAAUAUGUUGCUGUAUUGAUUCAGAUCUUGGAGUAGUUGCCUCGUGCUCUGAUUCUUCAGACGUUUUGCUACAUUCAGUGAGCAGGGGUAGAUUGCUCAGAAGGCUUGAUGAUGUGAAGGCUCAUAUGGUCUGUCUCUCACCAGAUGGUGUUGUGAUUACAUGGAAUAAAUCAUUGUACACUCUCUCAACUCAUACACUUAAUGGGAUAAUGAUUGCUAGAGCACAUUUUCCAUUUUCAUGUAGCAUUAGCUGCAUGGAAGUUUCUUCUGAUGGGCGGAGUCUUCUGAUUGGAUUGAAUUCACGUUUGGGAAACAUUGAUAUAAACGGAUCAAAGUCCAAAAAGGAAGAUUCUGAAGGUGGUGAUGAUGGAUCUAAUGAAGAUAUUGAAAUCAAAAGAAUAGAUAUCACGUCUCCUUCGAUUUGCUUCCUUGAUCUUCAUUCUCUAAAGGUAUUUCACAUACUGAAACUGAAAGAUGGGCAAAUUAUUACAGCACUAGCAAUGAACAAAGACAACACAAAUCUGUUGGUUUCAACAGCUGACAAACAAUUGACUGUAUUCACCGAUCCUGCUUUGAGCUUGAAGGUUGUCGAUCAAAUGCUCAAGCUUGGUUGGGAAGGUGAUGGGCUUAGUCCAUUCAUGAAAUAAGAACCUCGGCUCCAUUUUUGUGUUCUUCCAAUGGGGCUGUACCUUCAGCCUUCUUGAUCACUAGUUAAGUCAACCAUACAAUUUCCUAUUCAGACAGAACCUGAAGCUGUCACACGGAUCUAAGGAGCAGGUUUAUUCUGAUGUAUCAUAAGUUGCCGGACACGAAACAACUUCUUCGUAUAUAAACUAUACAUGGAUUGCAAAAAUGUUAGAUGUACAAUAGACAUUGGUUAUGCGGAAUUUGACUUUCUGUUGUAAAUUUUUGCCACCAUGGAAGUGGCAUUUGAGCUUGUUCAUUUUGUCUCCAAAUUUUGGAGGAGAUAAAGGGGGGUUUUAGUCUGAAUGGUGAUGGUGAUAGUGCCUUUUUUCUUUUCUUUUUUGUACAAACUAGAUGUAUUGCGGAAGGAUCAAUAUCACGAGUACAUUAGCAUUGGUUUUUA
Messenger RNA from Erigeron canadensis, 9413 nucleotides. Its product is annotated as BEACH domain-containing protein C2-like. The record is from RefSeq and is a predicted model, not a curated record. The coding region runs from base 127 to 8973 and encodes 2948 amino acids. Gene Ontology annotation, molecular function: protein binding. NCBI's taxonomy places the organism in Eukaryota, Viridiplantae, Streptophyta, Magnoliopsida, Asterales, Asteraceae. The transcript is spliced from 31 exons.